CUUCCUGGGUCGGGUGGCUACAAGAGUUUGUCUUUAUUGUUCCAGGAAAGGAGACCUCUAGGAUGCUGCUCUGAAGAAAGACGCCAAAAAGUACGAGGUGCCUAGAUGGCAACCAAGGCGGGAAGCUAGGGGAGGUAUUAGUGAUCAACCUCCCAGCUUUUAAAAAAGAAAACAUACCUUUUUUUGUGGGCAUACAAUUCUGUCUGGUUAAGGAGCAGAUUAUGCCCUUUCACAGGAGACUUGCUCUUGGAGACUUCUUUUUUAAGGUUCACCAUGCCUGUCUCUGAGAAGUGCAUUUUGUUUAGAUAAAGCAGCUUUGUGAAUAGGAAUGCCUGCCCAAAUAACAGCAUUGGAGAUCAUGGACCAAGAUCGAUUAAUUGAAGAAGUCUUGGAUAAGUUUGUUAAUUGUCAUGAGCAAACAUAUGAAGAAUUUCUGAGCACGUUUACUUAUCUUUCAAAAGAAGAUAAUGUGCCCAAAAGAGGAGCAUCUGGAGCUGAUUCUGCAGGACACAUAUUUAUGUCAAGAAAAUUUACUCAUGAAGAAGAACCAAAUGACCAUCUUAGAAAUAAAACUAUUUUUCUUCAUAAUACAUUGGAAGAGGAACAGAUAGUGUUGGAUGAAGGCCAAAAAGUUGGUACUUUCCUGCAAGGUGAUCUGAAUAGGGCAGGAAAGGUGAAGGUAGACAAUUUCCUAGAUUUAGAAGAUUUGGACAUGGAUGAAGAGAUUAAGCCCCAAAUGAGCAACGAUUUGCUGCUGCUUCCAGGUGAAGUGGAGCAGGACGUAAACACUGAUGGUCCUUCUUAUAUUCCUUCCAUGGCCCGGCCCCUUGGCCCUGAUGUAAAGCCAAGGUCCACUGUAAAAAGAGUCGACAAACAAAUGGAAGAGAUACCUGGAGAUGAAAUUCAGCCCUUCACACUUGAUGAAGAAUUUGAUUAUGACUCCGUAAUGCUAACCCCUAAGUUCACUCCUGCAGAGAUAGAUGCCAUCAAAGAGCUACCCAAGCAACAGAGAAAGAAGACCGACACAGGCUUACAGGAACCCGGUGACUGAUUCACCAAGACAUCUUUGUGUUUACUUGUAUUUUCUUAUUCAAGCAACAUUAGAAUAAAAGAUAUUUUAUUGCAGUCCCUUUUGUGGAAACGUAUGUGUGCAUUGAUUUGUUAGUUAGUUGUCACUAGGGAGAUAUGACUAAGAAGACCAAAGAGAUCUCUACCUUUACAGAAUUCCUUUCUGCCAUGUUGUUGCUGGAGCCCCAUGGCUGAUAGAGGAAGUGCAGGAACAGGAAGCAACUGCUGCAGAAAGUCCACAUUUGUAGCCCCCCACUAUAACUGGGGGUUGUGGAGUAUUUUAGCAGAGAUUAGAAAUAUCACGCCAUCUCCCUGGAGGUGAAGGACAAUUAAUGAUACAUGCAGAGCACAUUGUGUAGCACAUAAGGAAGAACUGAUUUUGGGGGUUGGUCUCUUGGCCCAGCUAGUCAGAGAUAGUGGGAUAACUGUAAAUGCUGACAGGCAAGGCUUCUGGAAUUGACUUAGAAAGGAUAUACUGAAAAAGAUGGCAUCUGAGAAUUGCUUGUGUGUCAUAUAUUAAAUUCUUGUACUAUGUUAUUACCUUUGCCAUGUAUUAGGAUAGUUGUGAAGUAUAAGGAAUCAUUUCUAUGAUCAGAAGCUUUAAAUAUAAUUUGAGAAGGUAAGACAUAGAAAAAACAACUUGAAAUGUAAAUAUGACCAAGUAUUGUGGGGUGUUAAUUGGAUAGAAUACCCAUAAAUGCAUAAAGAGAAGGAGGGGGUAAAGAUGAAGGCACAGAAGAAGGGGAUCAGUAUGUAGGAAGUAUUUUUUUAAUUAAAAGACUCAGUAACAAAUCAAAUGUACUUAGUUUUAAUUGAUGGCCUCUUUGCUUGUACACAUGUGCAUGUGUAUAUAUUUAUAAAGUCACAAUCUUUACCAUAAAAUGCUCUUCAUUUAAUGUUGUGGUUCAAUCAAGUUAUUUCCAUAUUGAUCUUUUCCUUACUCAGUCAACAAACUUUUGUAAGAUGCCAUUUAUGUGCCAGUCCUGAUGCUGGACAAUGACAAGGGUACAAGUAAAUGACAAGUGGUUUGAUUGAGUGGAAAAGAGGGAUGGAUAACAAAUAAUCACAGCAGAGCUGCUCUGUUCAGUAUAAGAGCCGGAAGCUGCACGUGGCUCUUGAGCACUUGAAAUAGAGUU
Talpa occidentalis (Iberian mole) is the source of this 2204-nucleotide messenger RNA. It is a transcript of the gene IFTAP, whose product is annotated as intraflagellar transport associated protein. Gene Ontology annotation, biological process: spermatogenesis; acrosome reaction. The coding region runs from base 329 to 1051 and encodes 240 amino acids. Gene Ontology annotation, molecular function: intraciliary transport particle A binding. NCBI's taxonomy places the organism in Eukaryota, Metazoa, Chordata, Mammalia, Eulipotyphla, Talpidae. Gene Ontology annotation, cellular component: cytosol; 9+0 non-motile cilium. The record is from RefSeq and is a predicted model, not a curated record. The transcript is spliced from 8 exons.